AAGGGAUUGAAAUUUUUGAAUCGAUAGUACCCGAUAGUUAUAUGUUCCUUCAGUUGGCCGUUAGCUUGUCUUAACAUGCAACACUAGGUAGAGUGUGUCUUGGGUCAAUGUAUCACUCAGACAUAAUUUCGUGUUAAUUCGAAUGAUCUUUUCAUUUAAAUUAGUUUAUGUAUUCCGUGUGUCGAAAUUUUAAAGAGUGACACGACAAUGGGAGAUGUCAACCAGAUUAAAAAUGGGAUGAGUAUUCAGAUUAGACGUACCGACGGUCGAACUCACCCUGCGAUCGUUUCCAGUGUAAAUAAUGCCUCAAGAAGUGUCACGGUAGAGUGGUUUGAAAAAGGAGAAACGAAGGGGAAAGAGAUCGAGUUUGAUGCAAUUUAUGCGUUGAACAUGCACCUGCAGCCUUCUAAUAUUAACAACCAACAGACUGAAGAUAUCGAAAAUAAAUUAUCAAGGGAUACUCCUCAAACAUGGGAUGAAGAUGAUGAUGGUGAUGAGGAUGAUGAUGAUGAAAGUCAACAAGAUGCUUUUGUCACAGAUUGUGAUAAUGGAAACGUAAAGGAAAAAAACUCAUUAUCUGUUCGUAGCCUGCCUAAUCCCAAAACGUUUUCACAACCUGUUGUAGCACAUAAAAGACUUGGUGGUAUCAAACCUCGUCAAACCAUGGUAGUACCAACUAAUGGCACAGAAAACUUAAGACCUCCAGAAAGAGUAAGAGGUGUUGAAAACAUUCCACCUGUCCAGAUCCAGCAGACACAAAAUUAUCCCCCAACCAGGGUUUCAUCUGUUCCAGCCACAAUACCAGAAACGGCUGCCAACUUCCGCUCCAAAAGAAGUAAUGUUGUGAAAGAAGUCGAGAAGCUUAAAAAGAACAGAGAAGAGCGACGGCUAAGGCAAGCUGAGAAAAAAGAAGAAAAGGAAGCCUUGAUGAAUAUGGAUCCUGGAAAUCCUAAUUGGCAAUUCAGUAAUAUGAUAAAAGAGUACCGAAAUGGUUUGGACUUCAGGCCAUUAAGGGAAAAUGAUAUCAUUGAAAAUCAUCAAAUUACUGUAUGUGUCAGAAAAAGACCUCUCAACAGGAAAGAGAAUUUAAGGAAAGAAGUUGAUGUGAUCACUGUACCACGAAAAGACAUAAUUGUUGUUCAUGAACCGAAAAAUAAAGUAGACUUAACUAAAUAUCUUGAAAACCAGCAGUUCAGAUUUGACUACGCUUUUGAUGAAUUAUGUAGCAACGAAAUUGUUUACAAGUUCACGGCAAAACCCCUGGUACAAACUAUAUUUGAUGGUGGUAUGGCUACUUGUUUUGCAUAUGGCCAAACAGGAAGUGGAAAAACCCAUACAAUGGGCGGUAUAUUUUCCGGACGAACACAAGAUUGCAAAAAAGGGAUAUAUGCAUUAGCCGCUGUGGAUGUUUUCAAAUUCUUAGCUUCUCCUAAGUAUUCAACUCAAAAUCUAAUAGUGACAGCCAGUUUUUUUGAGAUAUAUAGUGGGAAGGUGUUUGAUCUACUAGCUGACAAAGCCAAACUCCGUGUUUUAGAAGAUGGAAAACAGCAAGUACAGGUUGUAGGUUUAACUGAGAGGGUGGUCACUAGUGUUGAUCAAGUUCUCGCUUUGAUUCAGAAGGGUAAUCAAGCAAGAACAUCUGGCCAAACUUCAGCGAAUACUAAUUCUUCACGAUCACAUGCAGUGUUUCAAAUAACACUUAGAGUUCCUGGUUCUCAUUACAUUCAUGGCAAAUUUUCGUUGAUAGACUUAGCUGGAAAUGAAAGAGGAGCUGAUACGUCAUCCGCAGAUCGACUAACUAGAAUGGAAGGAGCAGAAAUUAAUAAAUCACUUCUAGCUCUGAAAGAAUGUAUUAGAGCCCUUGGGCGAAAGGGAGCUCAUUUACCAUUUCGAGCCAGUAAAUUAACACAAGUUUUAAGAGAUUCCUUUAUUGGAGAUAAUACUAAGACUUGCAUGAUUGCAAUGAUAAGCCCUGGAAUGAGCUCAUGUGAACACUCAUUAAAUACCUUACGAUAUGCUGACAGGGUAAAAGAACUAGCAGCUAAUGAUCCAUCUACUUAUAGCCAGGAAAAUUCGCCUGUUGAUGAAAACCAUGAAGAUAGUGAUUUAGCUGCAUUACGGUCCUUAAAUGAAAAUGAAAUAUCUGCAGAUCUAUAUGACUUUCAUGAAGCCGUUUCACAACUCAAUAAGUUAGAAGAAGAAAUGUUAGACAAUUUCAAGACUUGGAGAGAUAGUUGUAUUAAACUGGAUUCACAAGAAAAAGCGUUGGUAGCUGCCACUAAUGAUGUGGACUAUGACCAAGACGCAUUCGCUACAAAAUUAGAUUUGGUUCUUAAUGAAAGACAGAAGGUUUUAUCAACUUUACGUGAAAAGGUAGCUGCUUUCCGACAACAAUUGAUUGCUGAGGAGGAGAUUUCAAAGAAAAUGACACCCCCUCAACAUCGAACUGUUCAUUAACCUUUAUUGUUGAAAAAAAAUAAACAGAGAUAAAUAAAAAAAUCGUUUAAAUUUAAUUUUUUCUACAUACUUAAUUUUUUUUAUUUAUGAAAUAAAGUUAGUCAUUGAAUAUUUUUAUAAAAUAUGCAUAAAAAGAAAAUUAAAUGAAUGUUAAUCUAGUGCCGUUUAAUGGUAUAAAUAUACUAGUGAUAUAAAUUCCUUAAUAACUGUAAAUAAUCAUUUCAGAAAAUAUACUAGCAAUAUUUUUUUAUGUUUAUUUUGAUUUUUAUAAGUGGUAUUCAAUAUUCUCAAGCAUGACAUGUAUUUAGAAAGAACUUCUAAAUUUAUAUUCCAAUUUGAUAUUGUUUUAUUUUUUUUCUUUAUCGGUUAUGUAAUUUUAUCAAAAGUUAAAUGAAAAUACAUUAGAUCAUUGAUUAUCUGAACUAAUGCGCUCAUUAUAUAAAUUGAUAUUGGCUCAGAUAAUCCAAAAUUAUUAUAUUAGAUAGAAAUUCUUAAUCUAAAUAUCUUUCAAACUGUAAAUCAUUAGGCAGCGGUUUCCCUCAAGUUCAUGAAAUAAUUAAUUUUGGAUAAUUGAUGCUUUAUCACAUGAAAAUUAUUAGUUAAGCAAUUAAAUAUUUUGCCAUGAUUUAUUUUUUGCACUAGGUAUUGUAUAAAUUUUAUAUUUUUUAAAUUGAUCCUUAUUCACUUAUUUUUUUUGAAAUUUCAAGAAAGUAUACUAGUUGUUUGUAUAAGACUAAGAUAAUAAAAACAUUCGAGUGAUGAAAUAUUUUAAUUUUAUAAUAAUAUUUAAUUUAUUGGAGAAUUGUGUAAUUUUCUAGGAUCGUUUUUUGCCCUAAUGAGAUUUCAUAACAUACAUGGUAAAGAAAAUAUAUAUGCAGACUAUUUAAAUAUGUAUUAAAUGUAUUAGAAUGAUUCUUCAACCUUUAUUUUAUUAAUAAAUUAUUAUGACCAUAUCUUAUUAUAAUUAAUUACUUACUAAAAAUGAAAUUGUUAUAAAUUUUCAAGAAAAUUAUUUGUAAUUGUUUUCUACUUAUUUAAAUAAUUACAAUGAUAAUAGAAGGAAGGGCUCAGGAAUCCAAAGGUUAGACACCAAGCCAACAAUUUUGCCUACAAACCUCUCUCCACUGAAUCCCAACAAUACCCAUGUCUGCAAGGUCAGUCUUACCACAGACCUCCCACCUACGUAUCAGGCAUUUAUCUGUUGGUUUAGGCAAUGAAUUGUCUGUUUGAAGUUAAUUUAUUGUGUUGUUUUAGAAAAAAAAUGAUAAUAGGUUUUCAAUUUAAUGUUACUUCUAUUGUUACCUGUAAAUUUGAAUAGAAGGACACAUUACCUAUAACGGUCCUAAAAGACAUAUCAAAUCUUUGGUUGUUAUGUGAUGCAGUGGUUUGCUCAAUUCUGACUGGAGAUAUUGUUUAGUAAUAUUGAUUUUUUAAAUAUGUUUGCCAUAUUUAUUCUUUGUUUUUAUUUUUUCUAAUUUAUUAAAUGAAAUAAAUGAAUAUCCAAGAGAAUUGUGUAUUACAUCAUAGAAUGAUAAAUUACCUAAUAUCUUAAUGAAAUUUUCUAGUUUAACUAUGCUAUUUUAUAUUAAAAAUAUAAACAAUUAUUGUCAUUGUUAUAUUAGUAACACUCAUUGAUAUUUCUGAUUUUAUGUGGGCAAUAAUGUGACAUUGCAAUUAUAUUUAUAAUAUACUAUAAAAUAUUGUUGUUUUAACUUAUUAAUAAAUUUAUCAUCAUUGUUUAACAGUUUAAUUAAUUACAACAUGGUGGUGCUUAUAUUUAUUUUCUGAUCAGUAAUGUUACCUUAUUGUAAUAAUAGGAUCUUUAUGUAUAUAUAUAUAUAUAUAUAUAUAUAUAUAUAUAUAUAUAUAUAUAUAUAUAUAUAUAUAUAUAUAUAUAUAUAUUUAUAUU
This is a messenger RNA of Nezara viridula (southern green stink bug), 4366 nucleotides long. The record is from the annotation of a GenBank genome assembly. Lineage: Eukaryota; Metazoa; Arthropoda; Insecta; Hemiptera; Pentatomidae.